Molecule: messenger RNA, 785 nt
Organism: Guyanagaster necrorhizus
Lineage: Eukaryota; Fungi; Basidiomycota; Agaricomycetes; Agaricales; Physalacriaceae
Exons: 3
Coding region: 211-666 (151 amino acids)
Source: RefSeq, a predicted model, not a curated record
GCUAUUCCAUUUCUGCUUCCUUCUACGAUGGCGCUGCAAAGGUCAAGUAUUUUACUCUAUCAGCUUUUACUUUUUAGUGCGAGAUGACUUGACUGCAAUUCCUAAAGGCUACACCUUUCUUAACAGGAAUACCUUUGUCUCUGAAAAGAGCAAGGCGAUCCUGUCUGACCUUCUCGGCUAGGCCGAAAAGAGAGAACCUACGCCAAUGACAUGUACAUCUACAAUGAUUGCUACUCAUACGCUGUCCUGGACCUCAUCGACAACACUAUCGACGACACUCUGAACAACAAAGUCAAGAAGAAGGACUGGAAUGACGCGAUGGACCUUCUUGAGGUGUGUGACGAUGGCAACCUCAUUACGAUCGCCGACAGUGCAUACGGCUCGCUGCUCAUCGUAGUCCUGCGCGCGGUGACACGAGCCGGCCGCCUCGACACGACCAACUACGCCAGCCUCAAAACCCUUCUGAAAUGCGCUGCGGGCUGGGGCGAGUCGAUGCCGAGGGAUGCUGGAUACAGCGGCAUCUGCAAGGCUAUCGGCUAUCGGCUGUUCAAGAGCAAACCGGAGAAGCAAGUAGCGUUAGAAAAGGCGCGUGUGGAUGAGUGGGACACCAGCCGGUGGAUCUACGAGGAGAAAAAGCCGCUCUUGUUCAGCGAAAUGGAUAUUUAGUACAUUGGUGAUUAUUCUCUUCUGAUAAUUCCGUCUUGUGCUUUAGAAUGCUUGCUUGAUAUUUGGUACAUUGGUUACAUUCAAUGGUAUUGUAUGACACCCUUGUUAUUUCUUACUCC